Messenger RNA from Racocetra persica, 139 nucleotides. The record is from the annotation of a GenBank genome assembly. Lineage: Eukaryota; Fungi; Glomeromycota; Glomeromycetes; Diversisporales; Gigasporaceae.
GCAUGUAAAGAAUGUAUGCAAUUUCUAGAAAGUGAUAUUAAAACUACAUGGAGCAUUUUAAAAUACGGAAGGAUUCAUGCACUUUUCCAUGUGAUUCAUUUAAGUCUUAGCUUUCUUAACAUUGGACUUUAUGAACAGA